Lytechinus variegatus (green sea urchin) is the source of this 958-nucleotide messenger RNA. RefSeq names its product protein dimmed-like. Lineage: Eukaryota; Metazoa; Echinodermata; Echinoidea; Temnopleuroida; Toxopneustidae. Gene Ontology annotation, biological process: developmental process; regulation of transcription by RNA polymerase II. The record is from RefSeq and is a predicted model, not a curated record. The transcript is spliced from 3 exons. The coding region runs from base 5 to 958 and encodes 317 amino acids. Gene Ontology annotation, molecular function: DNA-binding transcription factor activity, RNA polymerase II-specific; protein dimerization activity; RNA polymerase II transcription regulatory region sequence-specific DNA binding.
UACCAUGCAAGAACAAAUCAUCGAAAAUACUUUCAGCUCUUUGACAAUGGAUACAAUAUCAUCCGGCGAUAGCAAUGAUAGCAGCUUCGCAUCACCAUCGACAUCGCCACCUACAUACGCCGAGCUCACACCCGCGGUCAAUUACGGUUUCGACCACUGCAAUAUCAGUUACGAUCACGGCAACAUAACUACCAACAAUAACAGCAAAAUAGGUUACGAAGACGGCAACGGUCAUCAUCAAUAUGAUCACGUUCCACUGAGCACCGCGCACCUCCUCGACAUCCUAUCGACGGCGGACGUCGGCGAUGACGGAGAUUUCAGAACUGACAACGGCGAGGAGCUCGACGAGGGCAGCGAACUGGCGGCAUAUCUCUUCCAGAACUCGGAAUGGGUAACGAAUAACCAGACUUUAAAUAUUCCAAAUAAUCAAACUAAUCAUCAGUAUUUUCCGACAUUGAGUGACACACCACAAUUUCAGAGUUGUUGCCAGAAUGGUCCGUCAGGCUAUUCGUCGUUCAGUAACGGCUAUUCUCAUUCGGACACCCAGACCUUGCCAAAUGUUCCAUAUUUCGGACAUAACGACUACCAACAUCCACAAGUAUCCACCCAAACGAACGGAACGUAUCCAAAUCAGGCUCAGUCGAACAGCGAGCACCGUCCACCUUUUCAAACACACAUACUGCCGAGAACCAGAGCAAAGACAACCACGAAACCUCGACGUCGUGUCGUCACCGUCGCUCAGCGGAAAGCCGCCAACGUCCGAGAAAGACGGCGGAUGUUUGGUCUUAACGACGCCUUUGAUAAGCUUCGUAAAGAGGUGCCGAAGUUCAAGCACGAGAAGCGACUAUCUCGAAUCGAGACUCUACGACUAGCUAUUCUCUACAUCGGGUUCCUAAACGACAUCGUCACACGAAAGAGCGUCAACCAUGAAAGUGAAGUUGACAAUGCCAGUGGUUAA